AUGGCUUUUCGAGCACGGUCGGCAGCGCUGAUGCGUCAGGGCCGCGGGCUCCGCUCAUUUAUGGGCCGGAGUCGUGGUUUCGCGACUGUUACAGAUAAUACACGGUUCGCGAUUUCCCCUGCUGUCCUUUCGAAGAGUCUUGCUAAUUGGUUCGUUUAUAGCCCAUACGACGUUAUAGUUAUUGGCGGUGGCCAUGCUGGAUCUGAGGCAUGCGCUGCUGCUGCUCGUUCCGGCGCGCGCACUGCACUAGUCACGCCCUCGCUGGAGAAUAUCGGUGUUUGUUCGUGCAAUCCCAGUUUCGGCGGCAUUGGAAAGGGAACGAUGAUUCGUGAGGUGGAUGCAAUGGAUGGUGUUGCGGGUCGAAUUAUCGAUAAGGCUGGUGUCAUGUUUCGAGUUUUGAAUCGUUCUAAAGGGCCGGCCGUUUGGGGACCGCGUGCGCAGAUCGAUCGCGAUCUCUACAAGCGGUAUAUGUCCGAGGAGCUGGCUGGCACGGAAAACCUGAGCAUUGUGGAGGGAAAGGUGGCUGACAUUGUGCUCUCCACGGAAGGCAUCGAGAACACUCCCGGUGCACAGGGCAAGAUUGUUGGCGUGCGGUUGGAAUCCGGGGAGGUCAUUCCUACGGGUCGUGUGGUUAUCACUACGGGCACUUUCCUGGGUGGUGAAAUUCAUAUUGGAAUGGAUGUAUUCCCCUCGGGACGCAUGGGUGAGGCCCCCACAUACGGUCUCAGCAAGUCCCUCCGAGAAGCUGGCUUCCAACUGGGACGCUUGAAGACGGGUACGCCGCCUCGAUUGGAUAGGAAGACCAUUGACUUUAGCGCGCUUGAAGUGCAAAAGGGCGACUCGCCGCCUCACCCUUUCUCCUAUCUCAACAAAACUGUCGAAGUGGGCGAUGAAGGCCAGCUCACCUGCUGGAUGACCCAUACAAACGAAGCUGCUCAUGAAAUCAUCCGCGCCAAUCUGGACAAAUCCAUCCAUAUCCGUGAGACUGUGCGCGGGCCACGAUACUGUCCCUCCUUGGAGUCGAAGAUCAUCCGAUUCAAGGACAAGACUCAGCACCAGAUCUGGCUCGAGCCAGAAGGCUUCGCACCAAACGACGUUAUCUACCCUAAUGGCAUCUCAAUGACGGUGCCCGCAGACGCCCAAUAUGCCAUGUUGCGAGUAAUCCGCGGUCUCGAGAAUGUAACCAUGCUCCAGCCCGGCUAUGGUGUUGAGUACGACUACAUUGACCCGCGCAACUUACGACCAACCCUAGAGACAAAACUGAUCAGCGGUCUCUACCUCGCCGGUCAAAUCAACGGCACGACAGGCUAUGAAGAAGCAACUGGGCAAGGCAUCAUCGCAGGCACAAACGCCGGCCUCGAGUCGCAGAACCGAUCACCCCUUACCCUGACCCGGUCAGACGGCUUCAUCGGAAUCAUGAUCGACGACCUUAUCACCAAGGGCGUCUCAGAGCCCUACCGCAUGUUCACGACGCGAAGCGAAUACCGCAUCUCCACCCGCUCAGAUAACGCCGACCUGCGCCUGACUCGCAUGGCCCGCAAAGCUGGUGUCGUCUCCGACAAGCGUUGGAGUCACUUCUCCGACACCGAAGCCCAGAUCCAGGAACUACAGACUCUCCUUGGCAACACGAAGCUCUCGUCGUCUGCUUGGUCUCGUAAGGGCUUCAAGGUGCGCUCUGAUACGUCGAUCCGUUCAGCGCUCGAUAUCUUGUGUCUGGACGGCAUCGACAUCAACACUCUCAUUCCUGCCAUCGAGUCUCCGAUGGGGACGGCCUAUACCCCCUCCUCGUUUUCACCGGAGAUCCUCACCCGCGUCGCCAUUGAAGGCCGCUAUGCGCCGUACCUAAAGCGACAGGAGAAGAUGGCUGAGCGGUUCCAGCAGGAUGAGAAUUUGCUACUACCAGUGGAUCUAGAUUACACUCAGGUGCACGGAAUCAGCAAUGAGGAGCGACAGGUCCUUCAGCGCGUGCGGCCUGUCAGUGUUGGCAUGGCGAAGCGCAUCGAGGGUGUUACACCUGUUGGUGCUUUGCGGUUGCUGAUGCAUGUGCGGAAGGGCAGUGGGUUUUCCAAGGAGAUUGAUGGAGAAGACCCUGCUGUUGCCGACGUGCUCCGCUCGGCGCCUUGA
Messenger RNA from Penicillium hordei, 2124 nucleotides. Its product is annotated as tRNA modification protein MTO1. The record is from RefSeq and is a predicted model, not a curated record. The transcript has a single exon. NCBI's taxonomy places the organism in Eukaryota, Fungi, Ascomycota, Eurotiomycetes, Eurotiales, Aspergillaceae. Gene Ontology annotation, cellular component: cytosol. Gene Ontology annotation, biological process: tRNA methylation; tRNA wobble uridine modification. The coding region runs from base 1 to 2124 and encodes 707 amino acids. Gene Ontology annotation, molecular function: flavin adenine dinucleotide binding.